Molecule: messenger RNA, 800 nt
Organism: Phlebotomus papatasi
Lineage: Eukaryota; Metazoa; Arthropoda; Insecta; Diptera; Psychodidae
Gene: mRpL40
Product: 39S ribosomal protein L40, mitochondrial
Exons: 3
Coding region: 103-687 (194 amino acids)
Cellular component (GO): mitochondrial ribosome; mitochondrial large ribosomal subunit
Source: RefSeq, a predicted model, not a curated record
UUUUUUAUAGGGCUGCUAUUUAUUGAGUUAUGUAAUGUCAAAAAUCAAAACACGCCAAGAAUUUGCUUUUCUUUAGUAAAAUUUCCGUGGAAAUCCAAGAAAAUGUUCCUCAAUAGACAAAUAAAUAGGUUAUGGAGUUUGUCCCAUGUUGUGUCCAAUCCUGGGAGCUCUACAAGAUUCUUCAAUAGUACCCCGGUUCUCAUGGCUGAACCUCUCAAGAAGAAAAAGAAACUCGACCCAAUGAUCAUUAAACAGAGAGAGGAACGAAGGAAGAAAAAGAUCGAAAAGCAAAUCCGGCGUCUGGAGAAGAAUGCCCGGCAACUGAAGCCCAUUGAUGAGCUUGAAAUCCCAUUUACGCUAAUAGAUGAGAAAGACCAACGACAGAGACCUUUGCAGAGUCCGUCGAUGGAGGUUCUCGAGCAACGAGCUCUCCUUCAGAAACAAUGGGCAAGACACAAAAGAACUGAAAAGCUAAACGACUACCAAUUAAUUGACCAAGUUCUCCAGGCCCAAAGAAAGGCCCUGGAUGAACUAAAACUGGAAUCUGAGGAACUCUAUGAAGCAGCCAUUCAACCAGAUCCUCAAAUUCUUCCCUUCAAAGCCCGUGUCCUCGUCUCAACGCCACCAAUUAAAGACUACGACAGCCCCGAUGGAGAAUACAUUGAUGUAUCCAAAAAAUGGGAUUAAUCCAUCUCCUUAAAGGUUUAUUAAUAGCAAAAAAUAAAUUAAAAAUUUGUUUAUUCAUUUGCAAGAAAAUAAAAUAAAAAUGUUCUUUGGCGAAAAAAUCCAUAGGAAAUACU